Molecule: messenger RNA, 1668 nt
Organism: Ylistrum balloti
Lineage: Eukaryota; Metazoa; Mollusca; Bivalvia; Pectinida; Pectinidae
Product: nicotinamide/nicotinic acid mononucleotide adenylyltransferase 1-like
Exons: 10
Coding region: 47-1168 (373 amino acids)
Biological process (GO): NAD+ biosynthetic process
Molecular function (GO): nicotinate-nucleotide adenylyltransferase activity; nicotinamide-nucleotide adenylyltransferase activity
Source: RefSeq, a predicted model, not a curated record
AACACAUCCAGGAGGUAACAUCAAUCAGCAAUCUCGGAAACCAGCCAUGGCAACACCUACGAAAGUAGUGUUGUUAGCCUGUGGAUCCUACAGCCCAGUAACCAACAUGCAUCUCCGGAUGUUUGAGUUAGCAAAGGACACAUUGAACAAAACGGGCCGUUAUAGCGUGAUAGGUGGUAUUAUGUCACCAGUCAGUGAUGGCUAUGGAAAAAAGGGCUUGGUUUCUGCCAAACACAGAUGUGCAAUGUUGAAAAAUGCUCUUAAAACUAGUGAUUGGAUCAGGUUGGACACCUGGGAAUGUGAACAGCCUAGCUGGACAGAGACAGCUAAAGUGUUAUCCCACCACCUCUCAAUGCUGGAAAAGUCUUGCAAGGUCAAUACAAAACCAGCUCCAACCAAAAAGAGACGGAAAGAUCUACACAAUGAGAGUAUCAACGAAGAUGAGAUAGACCGAGGGUUAGAGUCCCCUAACUCCUACAACACGCGACUGUCUUCUGGAGUGUCCAACAAAGAAAAUGUGAUGGUCAAGCUUCUAUGUGGGGGAGACCUUCUUGAAUCCUUUGGUACUCCAGGUCUGUGGAAGGAGGAGGAUAUAGAAGAUAUAGUCAGCAAUCACGGUCUUGUGUGUAUUACAAGAGCAGGCUCCGAUCCAAGGAAAUUUAUCUAUGAAUCCGACAUUCUUAGCAAAUACCAGGAAAACAUUUUCAUUGUGACGGAAUGGAUAGAAAAUGAUAUAAGUGCUACAAAAAUCCGGCGAGCAAUUCGACGAGGAGAGAGUGUGAAAUAUCUGAUACAGGACCCAGUGAUUGACUAUAUCAAGGAACACGGUUUAUAUGGGGUGUCCAACAAUAAGUAUAUCAAUGAUUUCCUAAAGUCGCCUGCAGAUGAUCCAACUAUCUUCUCCGACUUUGUUGAUGCUCCAUUACAUGUGGACCUUCCUGAUGUGACACGUCAACCAGUGUCAAACCCUCGGACAUAUAUGGAAGACAGUGAUGCUCCACGAUCACCAAAACGCCAGCUGAGCUCAGACCACUACGACGAUUGUCCUAGAUCUCCAAAGUCGCCGCGCAAUGUGCCAUGUAUGACAGACAUAGGGACUCUGGUGCGACGCGUGAGAAAUUACAACUUGUCCCGUGGGAUCCCUCACCAGAAAAUGGAUCACCUCUAAGAAACAACAAUGACUAAGACCGUGCGGUCUGGUGCAUCGCUUGCUCUGUAUUGUAUUUGUCGUACUUUUGUUACACUUUGAAAGUAUCAAAUUACUGGUGUGAAAAACACUUCCUGCUACAACUUUAAACAUGCACUAUCACAGAACCAUCUAGUUUGUGAAAUAUUUGUUGUGCUGUUGUAGUAGUACGAAUUUUCUAUUGACAAUAUGAUUAAAUUUCUUUCUAUUAAAUAUUUAUGUAUGACCAAAGAAAGUCAACAUUUGAUAUGCAAUUCAUGCUUAAGUACUUUUAACCAUCUAAGAUAAUUUCCAAUAUUCUACAGUACCAUCUAAAUUUAAUCCAUAUAGUUGAACAAUUUUUUUCCACUUUAAAUUUUCUUAAUCAAAAUUUAAUAUUUUAUCUUUCAUAGUAAGGCUGACCACAACAUAACACAAAUGUCCUAUGGUUUGUUGAUUUGGACAUGUUGUUGUGUACGGUAGUGGUAUGACAAUGUACAUUU